GGAUUGAGCGGGGGAUGUUUGGGAGGGAAGGCUUUUCGCCUUUAAAGGUCGGGAGUACCGGAGAGCGUGGGCGCAAUACUGUAGCGGGCGUGGCCAGUCCGAGUCCCGGGAGGCGGGGCGCGCGAGGCCACGCCCACGUCCAUCUGUCCCGCGCUUUCUGGAGCUUGGCUUGGCGUUCGCUGCAAAAUUGCGUGGAAGAAUCACCGAAUGAAUGGCCCUCAUACUGGAAUGGGGGCCUCGGGUCCCCGCGGGGCUCCAGAUCUCUCAGACUCGCCCCGCAGCGAGCAACGCUCCCAGCUAUUUGCGCCCGAGGCGGGGCGCUGGGCUCCCUCGGCCCCAGGUGCCCCGAACCUCUUGGCGGCGGAAUCGAGCCGCAGGCAGGGCGGCGCCCAGGAGGACCGCGAGGUGGGGGAGAAUGCGGACUGUGAUUCCUGGGUCCGAGAUAAAGUGCUCUUUCUUUUGCACCCGGAGAGGUGGUUGGGGACUAAGAGGGACGCCGCGCCGGAAGAAGUGGCCGAUGAGGAGGACCUUUUCAAAGCGCAAGGACAAGACCGGGAACCCAACUGCUCUUCUCCUCUCUUUCCACGGAAAAUUCGAAUUUCUGGCAGCCGUGUAGACGCUCCCUCUCGAGCUCCCAAACCCCUGCUCGUGCGGGUCUUGGAUUAUGAGGUGACACAAGAAGUCCUGGAGGUCGCAUGGGCGAAGGGUAGCAUGACCACGCUGACAGAGGAGCGCUCCAUGACCGCGGUCACUUUCCGCACCAACAGGGAGUGAGACGCGUUGCGGGGCGUCAGGAUCCCUGGAGAACCCCGCGCUCUCGGCACAAAGAGAAGCACCCGUGUCCACGCAGAGAGGAUCGUUUCACGAACCUGAUACCCGGACAAGGUUCAGUGGGCUAGAGGAGCCCGAGGAAUGUUCGGGUAAGGUGAAGCAGCGCUUAUCAAGAAAAUGCGCUUCCGGAAACUCCAUCCUGUGAUUAACAAAACAGCAAGAACAUUUUAAGAGUCUGGCCGUGCUCUCCAGGAAGGCACAGGGCACCCAAUGAAGACUGAACUGUAAGCAACAAAUACCUCCUUAAAUACUGUGCGGUCUGCGGACCUUAGAAGAGAGAAAGAUAUAUUUUCAAAUUUGUAGAACGCGGGAAUUUUAAAAUAAGAAAAUCUAUUGUUAAUUCUUAUUUUGCAAUUCCUUUUCAUUGGUCACUUUUCUGCCUCCGCCCCCUUUCUCUGUGAGACCUGAAAACGGAAGGGAAGUUUGAGGUUGGCUCUCUGCCAACGGGUGGAGGUGGGACUAUCUGGGAGAGAGGUUUGUUUUAAAACUGAAAUAGAAAGUAAAAAGAAAUGGGAAAAUAAAAUGAAAAACAAAGCAGUCAGUAAACAAAAUCUCUUUUUGUUACUCUUCUGAUGUGCACAUCUUUCUACUUGUUUUCUUUUUUUUCACAUAUAAGUGUUAGGGCUUCCUCUAUGCAGGAGACCAGAGGUCGAUCCCUGGAUCGGGACGAUCUCUUGGAGAAGGAAAUGGCAACCCACUCUAGUAUUCUUGCUUGGAGAAUCCCAGGACAGAGGAGCCUGGCGGGCUGCAAUCCAUGGGGUCGCAAAGAGUCAAACACGACUGAGCGACUAACACAAGUGUUGAGAAGAAAAGAGGCUCUAGGAAAAGAAGGGGGGAAAACGGAAGGCAGAACUUUGAAAGUGAAAUGCCAUUUAAAAAGACUUAACCCCAAACUUCCCUGGUGGCUCAGACCGUAAAGCGUCUGUCUACAAUGCGGGAGACCGGGCUUUGAUCCCUCGGUCGGGAAAAUCCGCUGGAGAAGGAAAUGGCAAUCCACUCCAGUACUAUUGCCUGGAAAAUCCCAUGGACAGAGAAGCCUGGUAGGCUACAGCCCAUGGGGUCACAAAGAGUCGGACACGAUUGAGCGAUUUCACUUCACUUCACUUUUAACCCCAAAGUAUCUAAUUUAGUUCAGUAAAAAUGCCAUUAAUAUGAAAAAUUUAGUUAUUUUAAUGUUUGGAAUACUGCAGAUAAAGGUAGAUAGAAAUGUAUAAUUUGCCAUAAAAUGACUAUAUCUUACUCAGAGUUUCUUAUUAAGAUUUGUAGUCGAGACCAAAUCAAAAAUACAUGUCUCUUGAUGCUGUUGGGGAAAAAAAUUUCUUUUGAUGCUAUUGAAACAAGUCAUUAUUAUUAUUAUUAUUUUUAAAAUUUUUUUGUUAAACACCAUCUUUAUUAACUCUAGUAGUGGGGCCUGGUUUGAAGGUGUGUGAGGAGCAAGGCACCCCCUCUAGAGAUGAUCUGAUGAACUGAAGGAGUAUCUGGUUACUGCAGGAAUUAAUGAAACAAAUGGGGACUCUGACUCUUGAGGAGUAAACUAUUGAACAUGGCCCCCUCCCAGACUCCUCUUUUGCCCCUUAUUUUCAAUUUAGAGCUUGACAGACCCUCAGAUGUGGUCUGAUCCACCUUUUGCCAGACAAGACAGGUGUUCCUGAUCCCUGAGCAGAACCCUGUCAUGGACAGAAGCUGAGGAAUCUCCCAGUUAACAGUGUCCUGGGAGUGAAGCCAGACAGAAGCUUGGGCAUCCUCAAUGCCAACUUGACUUAAAGCCAAGUCUCUGAGAAUGACUGGGUCUUGGAUCUUUGGUCUUACUUCCACCUCACCAAAAAUGGAUCAUCUACAGCUGUCUUAUGUGGAUGAAUCACAGCAACGACUUCGGAAGCCAGCUGACCACUCAAGUGGCCAAAGACAUACGACAGCCACGUAACUGCCAUUGAUCAAGCAAGUGUCAGCCUGUUUUAACCUUUGUCCACAGCCUCCGUCAACUUUGAGAGUCAUUACAUUCCACUUGCUGAUCUUAUUCUUGUUGGUCGUCACUAGCUCUUGUGUGCCUUUUUGCUUAAAAAAAAAGAGAGAAAGGAUAAAGAGAAAAAGCUCUCCGUCAACAGAAAAAGUUACUUUCAUUGCAAAAAAACUUAAGGAAAUGUUAGUUUGUGAGGAAAAAGAAACAUGAAAUAAAACAAAAACUCACCUGUGACCCCAGAUCUCUUUUAAUAUUUGGUAUGUUUCCAGUCUGGUUUUAUGUAUUUGGUUUUUUAAUGUAUGUAUAUAUGUGCAUAUAAAUAUACAACUUUUCUGAGCAUAAACUAUA
Bubalus bubalis (water buffalo) is the source of this 3139-nucleotide messenger RNA. RefSeq names its product chromosome 2 C6orf141 homolog (gene C2H6orf141). The record is from RefSeq and is a predicted model, not a curated record. The transcript is spliced from 2 exons. Lineage: Eukaryota; Metazoa; Chordata; Mammalia; Artiodactyla; Bovidae. Bases 208 to 774 code for a protein of 188 amino acids.